AUGGCCUCACGCCUGUACGCGGUCGCCAUGGUGCUGGCCGCUGCCGUCCGCGUCCGCGGCGACGUACCAUUUAUCACGGAGCUCGACAUUUACAGUCAACUCGCCCCCUGCGUCACCUCGGCCGUUGCAAACGCCUACCUCUGGGAGCAGGACACGACGGCGUGCGGCUCCGAGCCGACCAAGCUGCAGUCGUGCGUCUGCACCAACACGGCCGAGCUCGGCAAGAUGAGCGUGUCGAUACGCAGCGCCGUCUCCUCGCGCUGCGGCACCGACGCCGACGCCGACCAGACCUCGGCCGCGCGCCUGCUGGACAAGUACUGCCACCCGGACAGCACCAUUACCUUUGCCACGCCCACGACCAACAUCAUCCCGGGCGUCAUGAGCGACGUGGCCGCCAUUUCCUCCCUGCCGCCGUGCGUGCAGUCGGGGCUCUCGGCGGUUGUCAAUGCCGCGCCGUAUGAGGGCUGUCCGACAGUCGCCAACAUGUGGGCGCCGUGCGCGUGCAGCAAGAAGAACAUUGUCGACCAGAUUCGUUCCAGCCUCGGCCAGCAAGUCCGCUCCUCGUGCUCCAAUGCGGAUGACGUGACCCUGGCGUCCAACUUUUACACGCAGUUUUGCGCCAUGAACGAGGGCACCACCUCCUUUGCCGCCAUGCCCGGGCCGCCGGGUGAUAUGACGUACUACAUCACCGCCCUGCCUCAGUUCGCCUCCCUGCGCGCAUGCGCCCAGAGCGGCGUCAUCCAAGCCGUCAUGUCGCAAUCCUCAUACCUGUGCGCCUCGGGCCCGCAGGCCCUCGCCUCGUGCGUCUGUCUCAAGUCGGGCAUCCUCGGGAAAGCCUCGCAGACGCUCACCAGCAGCGUCAAGUACAACUGCGACAACACGGCGCUCGCCGACGUGGCGUCCGCCGCCGCCGUGCUGGACUACUACUGCCAGGCCGCGCAGAACAAGGUCGUCGCCACCGUCAGCCAGUCCAUUGCCGAGACCAAGGCGACGAGCCUGAGCCUGGCCACGCGCCCGACGUCCGGCGCCAGCGCCGCCCCCAAGAACACGGGCGCGGCCGGCAGUGACGGCACCGGGUCCAAGAAGAGCGGCGGUCUCGGCAAGGGCCCCAUCAUUGCGAUUGCCGUGCUCGGCGCGCUGGUCAUUAUCGGGUUCGUCGUCUUGAUUGCGCUCUUUGUCCGCCGCCGCAACCGCAAGGCCAAGGCGGCGGCCGCGGUGGCGGAUCCCGCGGCGGGACAGUCGCCGUUCCCGCCGCACUCGGAGCUCGCUACCAACUCGCCGUCGUCGGAACUGGACGGCAAGUCGCCGUAUGUGACCCCGGCCGUGGCGGAAGUGGCGGGGAUGCCGAGCCCGUACCGGCCCGCGCCGCACGCUGAGCUUUCAGGCGCGCCGCAGCCGCAACACGCCGUCUCGCCGAGCGAGCUCAGCAGUCCGGGAUCGCAACAUGUUCAGGGGCGCAAUAGCCCGUAUACCACGAAUCAGCACUGGCAGCCACCUGCGCAGACCGUGUACGAGCUGGAUUCGUCCAGUCCGGGCCCCCAUGCAAGGUAG
Messenger RNA from Cordyceps militaris CM01, 1551 nucleotides. RefSeq lists its product as uncharacterized. The transcript has 5 exons. Bases 1 to 1551 code for a protein of 516 amino acids. NCBI's taxonomy places the organism in Eukaryota, Fungi, Ascomycota, Sordariomycetes, Hypocreales, Cordycipitaceae. The record is from RefSeq and is a predicted model, not a curated record.